This is a messenger RNA of Pseudophryne corroboree (corroboree frog), 960 nucleotides long. RefSeq names its product olfactory receptor 5V1-like. Bases 1 to 960 code for a protein of 319 amino acids. Gene Ontology annotation, molecular function: G protein-coupled receptor activity; olfactory receptor activity; odorant binding. Gene Ontology annotation, cellular component: membrane. The transcript is spliced from 2 exons. Gene Ontology annotation, biological process: G protein-coupled receptor signaling pathway. Lineage: Eukaryota; Metazoa; Chordata; Amphibia; Anura; Myobatrachidae. The record is from RefSeq and is a predicted model, not a curated record.
AUGGACGACUUAAACCAAACUUCACCAGACAUAUUCAUCCUACUUGGAUUAUCUGAUGUCCCUUACCUCCAGGUUAUCUGUUUCCUCAUGUUCUUGUUGAUGUAUAUUUGCACUGGUGUGCAUAACAAUAUUACCAUGUUAUCGGGAAAUCUUCUAAUGAUCAUUAUAGUGAGGAUCAGCCCAAAACUACACAAUCCCAUGUAUUUCUUCCUGAGUAACCUCUCUACUAUUGAUGUAGGCUUCUCCUCUUCCACAGUUCCCAUAAUCCUAAAAAAUACCAUAUCCAAGGAUAGGAGCAUUUCCCUAUUAGAAUGUGCAAUACAAAUGUACUUCAAUUUAGCAUUAGGGGUAGCAGAAUGUAUAAUGCUGGCGGUCAUGGCCUACGAUAGGUUUGCUGCCAUCUGUAAGCCGUUGUACUAUAACAUCAUCAUGACCAAGAAAUUGUGCUUUUGUUUAGCUGCUGGGUCAUGGAGUGUGGGCUUCAUCAACUCCAUCAUUCAUGUGGCCCUCACAUUCCAACUGCCAUUCUGCAGGUCCCACCAUGUCAACCACUUCUUCUGUGAGGUACCACCAUUCCUGAGAUUGUCCUGCGGUGAUACUCUGCUCAAUGAGAUAGCAGUGUAUAUCUCAGCAGUGAUUAUUGCUGUAAGUGCUUUCUUGUUGACUCUUAUUUCCUAUGUCCAUAUUAUCUCUACCAUCUUGAAGAUCCGCUACUCCCAAGGGAGGUAUAAAGCUUUCUCAACCUGUGCAUCCCAUCUCAUUGUUGUAACCCUCUUCUAUGGGACAUCUAUAGUCCUGUAUCUUCAGUUCCAAUCCAGUCACUCUCAUGAAAUAGACAAGAUUGUGUCUAUUGUCUAUACAGCAGUGACUCCAAUGUUGAACCCCUUCAUAUACAGUGUGAGGAAUAAGGAUGUGAAAGAAACAAUAAUCAAUAGUCUGAGUAGGAAACAAAAUCUCUGA